This is a messenger RNA of Phytophthora infestans T30-4, 411 nucleotides long. RefSeq lists its product as uncharacterized. NCBI's taxonomy places the organism in Eukaryota, Oomycota, Peronosporomycetes, Peronosporales, Peronosporaceae. Gene Ontology annotation, molecular function: ATP binding. The record is from RefSeq and is a predicted model, not a curated record. The transcript has 2 exons. Gene Ontology annotation, cellular component: membrane. The coding region runs from base 1 to 411 and encodes 136 amino acids.
AUGAUGGCUUCGCAACUGGAAAAACCAUCGGACCAUAACCAGCGAACCUACGUUGAAGUGCACUGCACACACCGCGAGAACCCGGCACUGAUAAAACAACAAUCCUCGGCCGUAGACAAAUGCGGCACCCACAAGGCAAGUUCCACUACUGAAGCUCUUUCUCUCGCGUACUCGACCGACAAAAUACUAAUGGCUCUGGGAACAAUCGGAGCUUUGGGCUCUGGCAUCGAGCGUCCCUUGACGAACCUUCUGCCUGUGCAGGUAUACUGCUGGUCCCUUACGGCGUCGCGACAGUCCAAGCGCAUCCGAAUCCUCUUCGCCAACUCCAUUUUCACUAAGGAGAUCUCCUGGUUCGACGUCAAUAAUUCAAUGCAGUUGUCGUCACGUGUGGGCGGCGCUACCACGACAUAG